This is a messenger RNA of Myxocyprinus asiaticus (Chinese sucker), 6673 nucleotides long. RefSeq names its product IQ motif and SEC7 domain-containing protein 2-like. Lineage: Eukaryota; Metazoa; Chordata; Actinopteri; Cypriniformes; Catostomidae. The record is from RefSeq and is a predicted model, not a curated record. Gene Ontology annotation, biological process: actin cytoskeleton organization; regulation of ARF protein signal transduction. Gene Ontology annotation, molecular function: guanyl-nucleotide exchange factor activity; protein binding. The transcript has 16 exons. Bases 2012 to 6670 code for a protein of 1552 amino acids.
CUGCGAAACUAGAGAGACACAUGUGGACACUGCGGUGAAACCGAAUGACGGAGAGGGGCGCCAGGUGCAUGGGUGUCCAGGGAGCAUCACUGGGGAAUGGACCCUAAUAAUGCACACCUGCUCAACAUGUGAGCCGUUCAUUCAUGAGAGAAUAACCUUACAGAAUAACUUGGCAUCAGUAAAUCUUGACAUCUGCGCGUGCCAACGCGGGUUUUGUAGUAUAAUUAGUUGCAUGUAACGUAGUAUCCGAUACGUUCAUUGAAAAUUUGUCCGGAAAAUGCGCGUAAAAGCUGUACCUCAUCAGCAUGGGUGUUAUUUAAUGAUCUCGCGUGUAUCGGCUUGACACUGUGUGGACACGCGCGCCAGGAAGCGGCAUAUUCUGUAUUGCGCGUCUCAGCGGUUUCAGAACCAGAGCGCCUUUGCGCUGAUUACACAAAGCGACAUAAAACGCGACCGCCAGUGGAUACAUCCUACUGCAAGGAUUGUAUUUCUACUCGAUGUUUUAUACUGUUGACGAGGACGCGCUACGACCAACUGCGGAGAUUUAAUGCAUGGAAACAGAAGACAAACGAUCAUUUCCCCGGUUUAACUGAUAAAAGCUCUGAAAAAAUUGUUGGAACGUCGAAUUGGAGAUUUAAACAACUUUGAUGUCAUCGUGUUGGUUCGCCCUGUGGAUAUCACCUCAUUAUCGCAACAGCUGUUAGCGUUCGAGACGCGCAUUUGUCUUCAAGGACUACUCCAGUAAUGCUGUCUGGGCAAUAAGUAUGAAACUGCGCGUGAGUACAAAACAAACGUGUGUAUGAAACACGAAUGAUAUGGAGAUAGGUGCUUUUGUUUGAAAUUGACAAAGGUUCGGGUUCAGAAAUAAUUAAAUGAAGAUAUGAAUUAUUGAUGCAACGCUAAGACAUAGCUUUGGCGAGGACAAAAAGGAGACUAUAAAUGUGUGUUAUGAAAUAGCAAAAUAUUGGGUCGAACGGACUUUGCAAGGUGUUGAAAUGCAUCAUGCGUGGGAAAUCCUUUUCCAGGUGAUCUGUCAUGGUUUUAAGAUGCGUUUAAAUGGAAGACGCAAUAUUAAUGGCUUGAAUGAAGAGAACACGCUAUUGUAAUGAGGGUGAGAGGAUGAUAACGGGCAUCUGGGCUGUUCUGAAAGACAUGCGCACACGUCCUAGAAGGAAAUUUAGUAUUGCAGUGGAUUUAUCGGAACCACUUUUGGUACCUGGCUCUCCCUUUCCAUCUUGAUCGCCUUUGAAUGGAAUGACUCGUACAGAAAAUGUCUCCCAAACACUUCAAACUGGAAUGUGUGUCAAGAAUAGACCAAAACUAGAAAGGAUCUUAACAGCUGCAAUGAUUUAAUGUUGUUUGAUGUUUAACUCCACAUUUGAAAGGGAAAAGAAAAAGGAUAUGCACCUGAGAAAUGGAUGAAAAGAUGAAUGUCUCAUGGAUUUUGCUGACUUAGCUUUUUAUGACCUCAGACACAUGGUGCUGGCAGUCUUUGAUGUCCUGUGACUGUGUUUUGUCACCAUAAAUAAAAACGUAUUACAUUUUGGGAGGUAAAUUGAAGCAUAGAUGGCACUUUUGUUUUGCUCGUUGACAAAGAAAAUGUUCAUUUCUUCAAAAUGACUUUGAUCUCAACUCAGUAAUUCCAUGGUGGCAUUGGAAAAAUGGCACACAUGACAACUGCACACUGACACACACAUUCACACCCAUUAUAUACAAACAUACAAGUACUCUGGUUAUUGUCCUUUGUAUGUGAAUGCAAAAUCCCAUUAUGGAAUUCCCUCAUCACCUGAAUCCAGUACUGUGACUGCCAAAGCUGCAUCAGACUUUGAAGGAGCCUCAUUUUGGAAGUGACUACAGUUCAGCUCUGGUUACACUUCUCUAAAACCUUUACAUUUCCAUCUCUCCCCCCCACCCUCGCCACGUGGGGGGGAGAGCUUCCUUCUCAGGGGUGACUCCAGAAACGUGUCCCUCUCAGCCCAGCAGACAGUGACUGUCACAGAGGUCUGUCAGCAUGGAUGCUGGGCAGGGCAGCCCAGAGAGCCCCAACCGGGCAGUGGAGUACCUUCUGGAGCUCAACAACAUCAUCGAGAGCCAACAGAAGCUUUUGGAAACACAGCGGCGGCGCAUCGAGGAGCUGGAAGUACAGCUGGACCGACUCAGCCAGGAGAACAAGGACCUGAGGCUGGACCGACAGCCAUGCCCGCCUCCACCUCCACCUCCCAUCCACCCCACCCAGAUGGCCACACCCCAUGCUCCAGCAUCCACAAAAGUCUACUCCAAUAAGAGCCACAACAGUGGCCCCAUCCCGAUCCCCAUCCCAGCGCCAGCACCCCCGCCCCCACCUCCACCUGUACCGCCACGGGACCGCCGCGUCAAUGCCAACACACACACAAGGCUCGGCCAGAGCCUGUCAUCUGGACCCAAUGCCACAGAGCGAGAGAGGGAACGAGACAAGGAUAGAGAGAGGGACAGCGCCGGUACCAGUUUGGGCAGCUCUCUACCGAGACAGCCAGAAGGGGACUCGUCCAACAAAGACAGUGUGGAGGCAGAUUCUCAGUGUCCAGACACGGGUAGCUUUUCCGACAGCACCUGCAGUCAGGGCCCAUACCUGGGCAAUACGAACCGCUACGGGAACAUUCGAAACGCUCCCAGCCCUCAAGGGCCUUCCGUGGCCCCUCCAAGCCCAGCGAGCCUGGCCUGGGCUCAACGGACCCGUCACCAGCCUGCCAGCCUGGCACUUCGCAAGCAAGAGGAGGAAGAGAGCAAGCGCUGCAAAGCACUCUCUGAGAGCUAUGAGCUCUCCACAGACCUGCAGGACAAAAAGGUGGAGAUGCUGGAGAGGAAGUAUGGUGGUUACUUUCUGAGCAGGCGAGCGGCUCGCACCAUACAGACGGCAUUCCGGCAGUAUCGCAUGAACAAGAACUUUCAACGGCUACGCAGUUCCGCCUCUGAAAGCCGAAUGACCCGUCGGAUCAUCCUGUCGAACAUGCAUUCGCAGUACUCAUUUGACGAGCGACAGCCGCAGGUGCAGCCCCAGAUACCCCAUCAGCAGCAAGGUCGAUAUACCAGUCAUCAUAGCUCGACUUUGGGUACAGCUGUCCAGCCGGGAACCCCAGACACACAGCAGGAUGCUGAUUCACCUGCACACUGUCCUUCAGAUAGAGAAGAGUAUUCGCAUGCAGAUGAUGCCUUUAACAAACAGGUGACAUCUCUGGCUGACUCUAUGGACGACACUCUGACAUGUCAGUCAGGACAAGGGGACUCUCAGGAUGGUGGUGGGGGAGGCGGUGAGGUGGGCGAUGAUUUCAGUGAGUGUGCAUGGAGCAGCAAACCCACCCCGCGAAGAGUCUUAGGAGAGCAUGAGCGACUAGGAGUCAUGCAUGAAGACAGCACAGCCACUUCGUACAGCGACGUCACACUUUAUAUGGAUGACGGCAUACCGUGUUCACCACUGUCCAUUGAGCGGGUUCCCUCCAGCACGGACACAGAGUACUGGGGUGUCAGCAGCGGGGUCGGAGGUCGCGAGGACAGCCGGGACAUGGAGGGUGGUGGGAGCAAUAACAGCAGGCAUAGCACGCCAUGCACGGAAUGCAGAGAUUACCGCUUACGUGGGUCACACCUCCCUGUCCUUACCAUAGAUCCACCCAGCGACAGCUCGGUCGACAUGAGUGACCGCUCAGACCGCGGCUCCCUCAGCAGACAGCUGCUUUACGAGCAGGAGCCCAUGGGUGGUGGAUCGCCCCAAGAAACUCUUAAACACAACCCUGUCCCUCGCUCGCCCAAUCCCUGUGUGGCACAGGGCCAGACGCGACCUCCGGGCCGCCCCAUCCCAUCGCCUUUACCUACGCACUUUCCACAUCACACCAUGAUGCAUCACCACCAUCACCCACACCUUCACCAUCCAAUGCACCACCACCCUUUACCGCAUAUCCAUCACCCCUACCCAGACCCCACGUCCCCCUCCCCCACCCAGCCUCCACUCACGCCGCUCUCUUCCUCGUCGUCCACGCCGCUGCCUCCUACUGGCCUGGAGCACUCAGAUGGCGAUAAUGACUCGCUGAAUUCCACCACCAACUCGAACGAGACCAUCAACUGCAGCUCAGGCUCUUCAUCCAGGGACAGUUUGAGAGAGCCACUGCCUCCGCUAGGAAAACAGACUUAUCAGAGAGAGAGCCGGCACAGCUGGGACUCACCAGCUUUUAACAAUGACGUGGUGCAGAGGAGGCAAUACCGCAUUGGACUCAACCAAUUUAACAAGAAACCAGAAAAGGGGAUCCAGUAUUUGAUAGAGAGAGGCUUUGUUUCAGAUACACCUGUGGGAAUUGCACGCUUCAUUCUGGAGAGAAAAGGCCUGAGUAGACAAAUGAUUGGGGAGUUUCUGGGAAACCGACAAAAACAAUUCAAUAAGGAUGUUUUAGAUUGUGUGUUGGAUGAGAUGGAUUUCUCAGGCAUGGAUCUGGAUGACGCCUUGAGGAAGUUUCAGGCUCAGAUUAAAGUUCAGGGAGAAGCCCAGAAAGUGGAGAGACUGGUAGAGGCCUUUAGCCAAAGAUACUGUGUGUGCAACCCUGCACUCGUCCGUCAGUUUCAGAAUCCUGACACUAUCUUCAUCCUGGCCUUUGCAAUCAUCCUACUCAAUACGGACAUGUACAGUCCCAACGUCAAAGCUGAGAGGAAGAUGAAGCUGGAAGAUUUCAUCAAGAACCUGAGAGGAGUGGACAAUGGACAAGAUAUUCCCAGGGAUAUGUUAGUCGGAAUCUACCAGCGCAUUCAGAAAUGGGAACUCAGGACAAACGAUGACCAUGUGUCUCAAGUGCAGGCUGUGGAGAGGGUCAUUGUGGGCAAGAAACCUGUGCUUUCUCUGCCACAUCGCAGGCUAGUAUGCUGCUGUCAGCUAUAUGAAGUCCCUGACCCCAAUCGACCCCAGCGGAGUGGAGUUCACCAGCGGGAGGUCUUCCUCUUUAAUGAUCUUCUGGUGGUAACAAAGAUCUUUCAGAAGAAGAAGACGUCGGUGACGUACAGUUUCAGACAGUCUUUUCCCCUGGUGGAGAUGCAGGUUCAUAUGUUCCAGAACUCCUACUACCCCCAUGGUAUCAAACUGACAUCAGCAAUGCCUGGCAGUGAGCGCAAGGUUCUGAUUAUGUUCAAUGCACCGAGCCAGCAGGACCGAACACGCUUCACCAGUGACCUGAGUGAGAGCGUUGCUGAGGUUCAGGACAUGGAGAAAUACCGUGUCGAGUCUGAGUUAGAGAAGCAGAAAGGUGUGAUGCGUCCAGGGCUCUUGAGUGGAGAUGUGGGUGGGGUUGGCGGGAUGAAGACUGAGGCUGUGAACGGCACUCUGGGUAGGCCCAGUCUGGAUGACACGUAUGCGGCAGGGGAUGGACUUAAACGAACAGCACUUAGCUCCUCACUGAGAGACCUCUCUGAGACAGGCAAGCGAGGCCGUAGAAACAGCGUUGGCUCUUUGGAUAGUACUAUUGAAGGAUCCAUCAUUAACAGCCCACAGCCACACCAACGCAGGCCCAAGGGGGGUGCCGUUCCUGGCUGCUACGGGGUGGAAGACUACCGGCCUCACCGCCCCAUCCUGAGCCCCGGAGUAGGGGUGGGGGGUGGGCCGGGGCAGCUUCACAACGCCGUAGGGAACAUGGUGGGAAUCCCUGGCAUCGGCGAUCGAGGUGGGGGGCCGGGGAGCAGUUCUGGAGGGAGCAAUUCAGGUUCCUUCCUGGGCUCCCUAUUUGGCAGCAAGCGCGCCAAACCCCCUGCUCCUCUUACACCCCCUGGGCCACAUUACCCAGCCCCCGUGCCUCCGCCCACUACAGGGGGGCCACCACCACCAUCCCCCUCCGCCCUCAGCCAGUCAGACCCCGGUGGGCCAUCCAAAAUCCAAGCGCUGCACGCUCAGUACUGUCACAACAACUUUGGCCAACCUCCACCCCCAUACCACCAUCAUCACAGAUAUCACAUGCAGGUGUCCGCCCCAGGCCAUUUGCCUGCUACCCACCAUACUCUGCAACGAGGGUCCCUCCCUCGGCGUGGGCCACCCGCUCCGUCUCAUGCCCAGCUCCAGCAGCAACUAUCCCAUCAUGCUAUGCAGCAAGGCCGCUACGGCAAUAUGGCCUGCACCCCUCCGCCUCUGUCCCCCCAUUCGCCCCAUUCCCCCAUCGCCCCGUUCAGCUUCUACCAUGCACACCCCAUACGCCAUGCCCGUGUACCAGGUUCUACAGGCAAGCUUCCGCUCACCCUGUCUCACUCUCAGCCCCACCCACACGCCCACUCCCACGUUCACUCUCAUACCCACAGCCAUCCCGGCCUCGCCCUCAGCCCCCACCCCCUACUUCAUCACUCUGCCCAUCAGCCUCACUUCGUCUUCUCCCCUCCUCCUCAGGCGCCAUCUGCCAUCACUGCCCGCCACAUACCCCAGGGCACCGGCCACUACAUACCACAGUACCUGCCCCUCUCCUCCAUCCCGCCCCCUCCACCACACUCCCCGUUACCUCCUCCAUCCUCCCCACAUACCCCUCUCACCCCUUUUACGCCACUAUCUCCGCUCACUCCAGGACCCCUGGGGGCUCAGUCGGGCGGCCCAGGGGGCGGAGGAGGCGGGGCCAGCAACAGCAGCAUGGGCAGCAGCUCCAAAUCCAAACCUAUCAACCGCAUCAGCACGGUGGUGUGAGGG